AUGGGCAGGAAAAAGCUAUCAACCAACAACAACCUCAACAACGCAGACAACCAAAUUCCAAAAACCAAAAUCCCAGCACGUAGACACCCCCACCACAUUUUCAGCAGUACCGUCAAAAAUAAACCCCAUAACGUAGACGUUCCUAGCACAACCUCAGAGCCUCUGAUAACUCCAACAAGAUUGUGCGACAUUCAAGUGCCAGACUUAAUGUUCUCAGCCACAGCACCCCAGUUCCAAAAUUAUCGCAUGUACGUGGGAUACAACAGAUUUUUGUGGAAAAUCGAUUUGAACGAUAUGCGAAUUCCAUCACAGCCAGAACUGUUUGAUGAUUAUCUCCCUGAAGAUCUGAAGUAUUCUCGAGUUGCUUAUGUCUUCCAAAGUUCUGGGGGUGAUCUAGUGACAUUUAUUAACGACAGCAUGUAUUAUGCAGCAUCAUUUUCGAAUUUUCAAAUCCACCAAAACUUUCGUUUUCCUUUGCCUUCUGAAGCAAAAAUUAUUGCUGUCUUUUAG
This is a messenger RNA of Phaedon cochleariae (mustard beetle), 510 nucleotides long. Lineage: Eukaryota; Metazoa; Arthropoda; Insecta; Coleoptera; Chrysomelidae. The record is from the annotation of a GenBank genome assembly.